Molecule: messenger RNA, 876 nt
Organism: Hydatigera taeniaeformis
Lineage: Eukaryota; Metazoa; Platyhelminthes; Cestoda; Cyclophyllidea; Taeniidae
Source: the annotation of a GenBank genome assembly
AUGAACGAAUCGCCUCUGUUACGAAAAUCUGCUCCCAGCGAGCUCAUUGUCUUUAGAGUUAAAUAUCGUACCGCUACCAAGAACUUUCAAAUGUCCAGAACUACCUCAAUGGAUGAUAUAAUGAAACGCAUUCUUGAGUCUUUUCAAGAACCUGUUACCGAUAUAAAUAAAUUUCGCUUGGGUCUAUUUUCUGGUGAUUCACUGGUUGAUUACAUCUCUGAUUCAAAACGUUUCCUUCUCACAAAUGAUUUAGUUGAGCUUGUACAGGCUCCAGAGCUUUCUUCUAAGGACUUGAUUGCUUUGCUUGCCUGCAUUUGUGAGUGUCUUUGCAAGCCAGAACGCUUGGAUGAAGUUGAAAAUCUUUCGGAACGCCUUGGAGAACUGUUGCAUUCCAUGACUUGUUGUGAAUUUAGUGAUCACUUCUUAAUAAACGGUGGUGCAACUGUCCUUUUUGAAGUUGUCACUUCCAUCACUCGGUGUGCAGACAUGAAGGCCGAUCUACGGGUCCAGUUGUGGCGUCAUUUACUAAGUGGAUUAGCUGCUUUGAUCAACUACGAUUCUCUCAUUCUCGAAACGGGUCGAGGUGUCGAUAUCAUCGAUUACUCCUUUGAAGGAAAGGGAUUUGAGUGGACCCACGUGCCCGAUGAAAUCAUUGGUCAGGUAGAGUCAACUUAUUUACAGCAGCUUAUUAUUAUCGCAAAGCAGUUCAGCGAUUUUGUUAGGGAAGAGCUUUGUGAACUCCUAUAUAAAUUCAGGCUCGUUUUUGAUACUUCGACAAUUUCGCUACCAACGUUACGUAUACGUAUAAUUCAGGUUUCCAAACUUAAAGUCACCCACCACACAUCCGUGGAAAUCUUAAAAGAGAAGAUUCACUAG